AUGAAGGUGGAAACGGAGAAACCGGUUGGGAGGGAGGAGAGAAAUGGGCGAAGUGGAUGGAUCCGCGGGAAUCGCCGAAGAGGAGAUUGGCGUGGGGGGAAACAAAGGAGGCAAUGGUGGAAACGGGGAAAGGGAGGGACUGGAAGAGAAGGAGCUGCUCGGUACGAAGGCUCCAGGCCUCUAGAAGGCAGCGAGAGAAGGAGAUACGACGAGAUGAUUGGCCGUGUCCAGGCAGAGAAGAACGUCGUCGAGGAGGACUGCCGAGAAAAGGGGAAACGGGGAACCGGAGAGAUCGUGGACCAAUGAAUUGGACUGCAGAUCGAUGAGCUGGAAGUGAAGGAAGAGAUAAUGGGAAAAACAUAAAGAUGACAAUUCUUCGUAGCGAGGCAGGCGAAGCCAGCACAAUAAAACGCGGAUUCACAAGGCGUGUCUGCCAUAAAUAGGCUCGAAAAUUGGAGAGAUAUGGUGGAGGAUAAGAGAGGGAAGGACUAGGGAAAGAGGAGGAAGGGAGAAUGUACGAUGAUGCUUCCAUGCUCAUCGAUGAGGUAUAUAGAACUAUUCAGUUCGAAACAACAGAUAACGUGAUCCACGUUUAA
Messenger RNA from Blastocystis hominis, 596 nucleotides. RefSeq lists its product as hypothetical. The coding region runs from base 1 to 306 and encodes 101 amino acids. The transcript has a single exon. The record is from RefSeq and is a predicted model, not a curated record. Lineage: Eukaryota; Bigyra; Opalinata; Blastocystidae.